AUGGCCAUCCUUGUACCCUGCAAAUACCCCAUGGGCCCUCCCUGGCCCUUCAGGGCUCUGCUUCCUUUCGUCCGGAGUCUCUCAGCUGCUACUACCCCUGUUCCUCCAGCACAGGGCGUUCACACCCAGCCCUCUGGCUGCCUGUGGAGGAAGCGUCUCCCCGGGGAUGUGCUCAGUCAACGUUCUGAAAGGCUCAACGUGCAAGUCACAGUUCCCGAGAAAAUACAGUCAAUAGAGGGCGAAGGACACGCGGCCACACAUAUAUCCUACAGCAUUAUGAUUGAAGGGAAAACAUACACUAUGCACCUAAAGCAAAAACCUUUUUUACCCAGAAGUUUUAAAGUUUAUAGUUACGACGGUUCGGGAAUUAUGAUGCCUCUUGAUGAAGAUAUUGAGAGUUCCUGCCACUACCAAGGAUAUUUGGAGGGGUACCCCAACUCCAUGGCGACGCUUAGCACCUGCACCGGGCUCAGGGGCAUACUGCAGUUUGGAAACAUUAGCUACGGAAUUGAACCUCUGGAGUCUGCACUUGGUUUUGAGCACGUCAUUUAUCAACUACAGCACAAGAAAACGAGUAUUUCUUUAUAUGCCGAGAAGGAAUUUGAGUUACGAGAUCUGCCCUAUGAAGUGCAAAGAAUAGAGGCACAAAAAGAUCUCCCUCACUAUAUAGAAAUGCAUAUUGUUGUUGAAAAACGAUUGUACGAUCACAUGGGUUCUGACACAACCAUUGUCACUGAAAAAAUUUUCCAGUUGAUUGUAUUGACGAAUGCUAUUUUUGCUUCCAUUAAUCUCAACAUAAUUUUGUCUUCACUGGAAUUUUGGACAGAUGAAAACAAAAUUUCAACCUCAGGAAAUGCUAAUGAGUUAUUGCACAAGUUUUUAAAAUGGAAACGAUCUUUCCUUGUUUUGCGUCCUCAUGACAUGGCAUUUUUACUCAUUUACAAAGAAGCAUCCAAUUAUAUUGGUGCCACCAUUCAAGGGAAGAUGUGUGACAAAAACUUUGCAGGAGGUGUUGUUCUGCACCCCAGAAUCAUAAGUCUGGAAUCACUUGCUAUUAUUUUAGUUCAGUUACUGAGCUUCAGCAUGGGUAUUUCUUACGAUGAUUUGAGCAAGUGUCACUGCCCGGGAGCUGUCUGCAUAAUGAACCCAGAAGCAAUCCAUGCCAGUGGCACCAAGACCUUCAGCAACUGCAGCCUGGAAGAUUAUGCGCUCUUUCUGGCAAGUCCCAUGUCCCAUUGUCUCCAGAACCAGCCGCACCUACAGCCGUCGUACAAGACAGAUGCAGUGUGUGGGAACGGUAUCGUAGAGAAAGGAGAGGCCUGUGACUGCGGGUCUAAGAUGGAGUGUGAAGCCAAACCAUUUCAGUGUUGCAAUUCUCAAACCUGUACACUGGCAUCUGAUAUGGAAUGCGACACAGGACCAUGCUGUGCAAAUUGUCAUAUUAAGUAUUUUGAAGCAGGUUUUGGUAGUGACCAAUGUUUUGAAGAAAUGAAUUCAAGGACAGAUAUAUCUGGAAACUGUGGCAUCGAGGAUUCAGUAUACCAAGCGUGUGCACCUAACAAUCGGAAGUGUGGAAAAAUAGUAUGUAGAUAUAGAGGGAGUGAGGUUCUUAAACUACGAGAUGCCAUUACUGUGUACAUCAACGCCAGCGGACAAGUCUGCGUCUCCCUGGAGUUUCCAGUGAAUCAUAAUGAAUGGCAGAAAAUGUGGGUGAAUAAUGGAACGAUCUGUAAUGCACAAAAGGUUUGCAGGAAUAAGGAAUGUGUAGAAAAUUCAUAUUUGAAUUAUGACUGCACACCACAAAAUUGCAACAAUCGUGGUGUAUGCAAUAACAAGAAGAACUGUCACUGCGAGGCCAAGUACUUGCCCCCGAACUGCGCAAAUACAAAUGAGGAUUGGCCGGGCGGGAGCAUCAACAGUGGCAAUCACCCAAUGGAGAGUCCCAUCUCUGGAAGGCAGUAUUUUGAGAGUGUUUACCAUCCCAAACCUCCCAGGUGGCCAUUUUUCUUGAUCAUUCCAUUUUUCAUUAUUCUCUGCAUCUUGAUCGUGAUGCUGGUGAAACUCUACUUCCAGAGGAAAAAUUGGAAAACUGAUGACUACCUAAGUGAUGAGCAAAUUGGGAGUGAAAGUGAAACCAGAGAGUAGCCUGGAAGAGGCGCCGGCAUGUUCACAAGCAACUACGGUCAACGCACAGAAGAAAGCAGAGGCCGACCGCAGGCACCCUCAGGUUUACCAGGAGUCAGACUUACCUACGUGGUUUCCAUCUGUGCAGAGAUGCAUACUGUUUACAUAGAUAUGCCUAGCAUUUCACAAAGUACUUGUUUGUAAUAAGUGCAUGGCUAUGAGUUUUAUAUUACAUUUUUCUUGUUUUACAAUUUACCCACCCUAUUUGUAGUAGCCAGUAGGCGCUGUUUCUGUGAGCUAGUACCCAUGUUUUG
Molecule: messenger RNA, 2438 nt
Organism: Dipodomys ordii (Ord's kangaroo rat)
Lineage: Eukaryota; Metazoa; Chordata; Mammalia; Rodentia; Heteromyidae
Gene: Adam2
Product: ADAM metallopeptidase domain 2
Exons: 21
Coding region: 1-2145 (714 amino acids)
Biological process (GO): cell adhesion; binding of sperm to zona pellucida; proteolysis
Cellular component (GO): plasma membrane
Molecular function (GO): metalloendopeptidase activity
Source: RefSeq, a predicted model, not a curated record